This is a messenger RNA of Fibroporia radiculosa, 1908 nucleotides long. RefSeq lists its product as uncharacterized. Gene Ontology annotation, molecular function: oxidoreductase activity, acting on CH-OH group of donors; flavin adenine dinucleotide binding. The transcript has 14 exons. The coding region runs from base 1 to 1908 and encodes 635 amino acids. The record is from RefSeq and is a predicted model, not a curated record. NCBI's taxonomy places the organism in Eukaryota, Fungi, Basidiomycota, Agaricomycetes, Polyporales, Fibroporiaceae.
AUGACGUGUCAGACGGAGGAGCUUGAGGUAGACAUUAUCGUUGCCGGUGGCGGGACAGCAGGGUGUGUCAUCGCUGGACGCCUGGCGACGGCGGACCCUACCUUAACAAUUCUGGUCAUUGAAGCCGGUCAACCCACUCGCGAAGAAUUGCCACACAUUCAACCCGCUCGCUUUCUCAGUCACUCACUUCCUGGGAGCCUCACGAUGAAACGCUAUGUUGGAAGGAAGUGUGAGCAACUCGGCGGGCGUUGCCCUGUGGUGCCCUGCGGCGAAUGCCUCGGUGGGGGCUCCAGCGUAAAUUUUAUGAUGUACAACCGUCCAUCCAAAUCGGAUUUCGAUGAUUGGGAAACCGUCUACGGGAACACGGGCUGGGGAUCAAAAGACCUUCUUCCUCUGUUUCAGAAGGCCAGGACAGUCAUUCGUGUCAUGGAGACAUAUCAAGUAGAAAAUGACAGGGAAACGCAUGGAUAUUCGGGUCCAAUUCAAGUUUCGUAUGGCGGCCAUUUCACAACAUGGGGCCAAGAGUUUCUGAACAUUGCAUCCCGUUACGACAAGAAGCGAAUCUCAACAAAUGACCCUAACGGAAUGCGACCCCAAGAUAUUAAUGCUUAUGGACGAUGGGAGAAGUACAUUGGCGCGGAGAACGGACGGCGUUCCGACGUACCGCAUCAUUACCUCUUCCAAAAGGAAUUCAGAAAUCUCACGAUACGAACAGGUCAUCUGGUGAAACGUGUUCUCUUCGAAGGUAAUCGGGCAGUCGGCGUUGAAUACCUACCUAAUCCAAGGCUACAUGCGGCCGUUACUCACAAGGUGCAUUCUGCUCGCGCACGGCAGAUGGUAAUAGUUUCUGCGGGUGCGCUCGCAUCACCCACUAUCUUGGAACGGUCUGGCAUAGGUUCCGGGGUACUUCUUCACUCGCUUGGUAUCGAGACCAUUGUUGACCUUCCUGGUGUUGGUGAAAAUUAUCAAGGUCUCCCCUCUUUGAUUUCCAACGUGCAUUAUUCCACUGCUCACCAUGUAUCCAUCAUAGACCACAAUGUCCUGUUUGUUCCUUAUAAUGUUGAUCAAGAGGUGGAGACGUUAGAUGGGAUCGUUCAGAACGAUGAGGCUGAACUCGAAAAAUGGAGCGCACAGUGGACUAAGGAUGGAUCAGGAUUGAUGUCGCAUAAUGGGAUCGAUGGGGGAGUCAAGCUACGCCCGUUAGAGGAAGAAUUGGACCAGUUAGGCCCCGAGUUCGAACAACGGUGGACAGAAUAUUUCGCCAAUGCACCAGAUAAACCUGUGAUGUGGCUUGGUUGUUACGCUCUGUAUAUGGGUGAUCCUUCCUUAUUUCUCCCGGGGAAGUACUGCUCGAUUGGUUGUUUCUUACAUUACCCUGAUUCUGUGGGCCAUAUUCAUGCCACCUCUGCGGAUGACAUGACCGCCCCUCCAGACUUUGAUCCGAACUUCCUCGUGCAGCCUGGAGAUAUUGCCCUUCUGAGAUGGGGGUAUAAACAUGGUCGAGAGCUUGCGCGACGCAUGCCUUCUUACAGAGGAGAAUUCGCCCCCAGCCACCCCACAUUCUCGUGCGACAGCCCGGCGGCUUGUCAAUCUCAAAGACACCCCAUAAACGUAUCAGAUCCGAACAUUGACUAUACGACGGAGGACGACCGGGCAAUUGAUGAAUAUAUUCGAAAAGUUGUUGCGACUACUUGGCAUUCAUUGGGUACAUGUGCAAUGAUACCACGCGAUAAAGGCGGGGUAGUUGAUUCGAACCUUGAUGUAUAUGGUGUCGAAGGGCUCAAGGUUGCCGAUCUGUCAAUCGCUCCGGCAAAUGUUUCUGCAAACACAUACUCCACCGCAUUGGUCGUUGGCGAGAAGGCAUCUGAGAUCGUUAUGCGAGAGCUCGGCAUUGGGGGAAUGUGCUAG